AUGAAGUCAGGAAGAUUGUUGUUGAUUUUUCUGGCGGUUGUGUUGAGCCCAUUUUUGGUUAGUGGGAUUGGUAAGUAUGAGGAGUCCAUGAGAGUGAAGGAACAGUAUAAUGUUAGUAGCUCGACUACACGGAAAUUUUCGCCUGGAUUCCACGUGGAAAUGACAGAAGCAAGAGCUUUAUCGUCAAAUGAGGAUGUGGGGGAUAGUAAAAUGAAAAUUAAUGGUGGUGGAAGUCGUGGUGGCAGCAAUGGUAGUGGUGGCGGCGGAGGAGGUGGAAAUGGUGGUGGCGGAGGGGGAGGAGGUGGAGGAAAUGGCGAGGGUGGUGGUGGUGGAGGAGGAGGAGGAGGUGGCGGAGGAGGAGGAGGAGGAGGAAAUGGUGGUGGCGGAGGGGGAGGUGGAAGUGAAAGGGGAAGGAGUAGAGCGCAUAAAAAGAAACAUGGAAGAGGAAACGGCGCGGGAAAAGGUGGCAGAGGUGGUAGUGGUGGAGGGGGUGGAGGGGGUGGAGGGAGAGGAGGUGGUGGUGGAGGUGGAGGUGGUGGGGGUGGUGGUGGUGGAGGAGGAGGAGGUGGAGGAUAUGGAUGGGGAGGGGGUAGUCGAGGGGGAGGAGGCGGGGGUGGUGGCGGAGGCGGAUGGGGAUGGGGAGGAGGAAGUGGAAGUGGAAGCGGAUGUUGGUGGUGGGGAUGCGGUGGUCCUGGAGGAAGCUCUAACGGAGGAACUGAUUCUCCACCGUCCAAUUAA
Messenger RNA from Daucus carota subsp. sativus, 738 nucleotides. RefSeq names its product putative glycine-rich cell wall structural protein 1. The record is from RefSeq and is a predicted model, not a curated record. The transcript has a single exon. Lineage: Eukaryota; Viridiplantae; Streptophyta; Magnoliopsida; Apiales; Apiaceae. The coding region runs from base 1 to 738 and encodes 245 amino acids.